GAAUUCUUUCGAAGCGAAUACCAGGCGGCUUCAAAUUCGAUCGCUCUUCUCGAUUAAGAAUAAUUCAAACUUAUUCUCUUUUGGAUCAUUCAUAUCUGUUGCAUAUUUUGAAUAGAAUAUGUCCGGGGAUGAUGGUGGUGAAGAAUCUGGUGGUCCUGGAGCAGCCUUUCAACAAUUUGUUGUUAUGGAAGAAUUUCUUGAUAAACUUAAACUAUUACACUAUGAGACAACUUUCUGUAAGGACUUAGGAUUUAAACCUUUCUCAAGACAUUACUUUGCCUUACCUACAAAUCCUGGAGAGCAAUUUUACUCUUUCACUUCUAUAUCUGCAUGGCUACUGCAAAUGUGUGGAAAAAAUUUUGAUCAACCUCAAGAAUAUGAUGAUCCAAAUUCAACGAUAUCAAAUAUACUAUCUCAAUUAAGGGACCUUGGACAUCAGAUUGACUUUCCUCCUAAUAAGCUUAAAGUGGGAUGUGGGGAGAAUUGCUUAUGGGUAAUUGAUCGGCUUGCUGAUGAAGCUCUUAAGGCAAAAAGUUUUUCCUGGAAAUCACCGACAUAUCCUGAAGAAGAAGCCGAAGAGGAUAACAUAAUCGAAGAUGAAGCUGAAUUAAACCUGAAUAAGGUUGAAGAAGAAAUGAUGCUUGAUGACGAUGAAGAAAUUGAAGAGGAGGAAAAUAUUCUCGGCUUGGACGAUUUAAACAAGUUAAAUUCUGGUCAAGCGAAAAAAAUUGAAUCUUCAAAGCCAGAAAAUAUCAUGGAGUCGACUACUGACGCCAAUGAAUGGAAAUUGGAAGUGGAAAGAGUAUUACCCCAACUAAAAGUUACUAUUAGAACAGAUAAUAAAGAUUGGAGAGUUCAUAUGGAUCAAAUGACAACAAAUAGUCAGGGAAUCGAAAAAUGCAUGUCUGAAACAAAACUUCAAUUGGACAAACUUCACGAUGAAAUUACUAAGACACUAGAAAAGAUAGGCAGUCGAGAAAAAUAUAUAAACAAUCAACUUGAACAUUUGCUUGUUGAAUUUCGAACUAUGCAAGAUCGAUUAGCCGAAACAAAGGAGAAAUACAGACAAGGAUCUGGAGGAGUAACUGAAAGGAGCAGAAUUUUAGCUGAAGUUGGUAGAGCUUAAUGUUAAAUGCUUUUAAGUAUAAAAAAUAACUCAUAUAACAAUUAAUUUUCUAUAGAUUGUUGAAGAUUUAGAGAGGGUUAAACAAGAGAUGGAGGAGAGAGGAUCAAAUAUGACCGAUGCCGCACCUCUUGUUAGAAUUAAACAAUCUAUGAAAAAAUUAAAGGAAGAUUGUACUCAAAUGGACAUACGAGUAGGCGUUAUACAACAUAUUCUACUUCAGGUAAACAAUUCAUUCAAAGCUUUUAAUUGAAAUUUUUAUACACUUUAUCCACAAUAGGCCAAGUUGAAGGAAAAGUCACAUCACAACGGUGGCCCCGGAAUUAGUGAGGAUGAUAGUCUUGCUUAUUAGCUUAAACACUCUAAAAGUAUUUAAAUAUCAAUUAUCGAUACAGCUACUUAUUUGCUUUUGUUUUCGUGUAAAUAUAUAUCUAUAAAUCAAGUAAAAGCAUAUUAUAACAGCAAUGUUAACUAUAAGUUGCUAAAUCAUUCACAAAUAAAAAAGGUUUAUAAGUUUA
This is a messenger RNA of Dimorphilus gyrociliatus, 1641 nucleotides long. NCBI's taxonomy places the organism in Eukaryota, Metazoa, Annelida, Polychaeta, Dinophilidae. The record is from the annotation of a GenBank genome assembly.